AUACUUAAAAGAUCGCUAUAACCAGCACCCUCAACGUAUUAUAUGGUACAAACUAUCGAACUUUUGGAAAAUGGUUCGGAGUGGAAAAACCUUUUAUUAUCACCAGCGCCGGCUGUCUUGCACAAUCGACACCUUCGGCACUUAUGUGAAGUGCAACAUGAACCUACCAUGUCGAGGCUGUCUUUCUGGUUGCUGGUAAUCCUGGUGAAACUUACCAUUAGCAGCGAUGUGGCUAAUGAAACGGACAUUUUUGUGGAGGAUGGCGUUAAUGAUAACCGUACCGCAAGGCCAGAAAGAACGGUGGAUGAAAACGAAGUCAUCCCGGAAGUCCAUACUGUGGAGGAUUUGACCUUAGUCAACACAACACUAGGAUACGUGCGAGGACGAACUGUAACGACAGCCAAUGGGAAGUCUGUGGAUGUCUACUUAGGGGUGCCCUUUGCCGAGCCACCUGUUGGUCCUCUACGAUUUAAGAAGCCGGUUCCGAAGAAGCCAUGGGAAGGAAUAUACGACGCGUGGAAUCAACCGAAUUCCUGCAUGCAGUUGAUAGACACAUAUUUGGGAGAUUUUGUUGGCGCUACCAAGUGGAAUGCUAAUACACCACUGAGUGAAGACUGCCUGUAUCUGAACAUAUGGGUUCCAAGACCGCGGCCAACAAACGCACCAGUACUCGUUUGGAUUUUUGGUGGUGGAUUUUUUGCAGGGUCCAUUACGUUGGAUAUCUACAACGGUUCUAUUUUAGCCAGCGAAGAGAACGUGAUAUUUGUUUCCAUGCAGUAUCGCCUGGGUCCAUUUGGGUUUUUGUAUUUUGGUACGGAAGAAGCUCCGGGUAAUCAAGGCUUAUUUGAUCAGCUGCUGGCUUUAAAGUGGAUCCAACAGAAUAUUGAACAUUUUGGCGGUCAUGCAAAAUAUGUCACGCUGUUCGGGGAGAGUGCCGGUGCCGCCUGCGUGGGACUACACCUCAUGUCCAAUUUAUCAUCGGAUUUGUUCAUGCAGGCCGUUCUCCAGAGCGGAAGUCCAACAGCCGACUGGGCACAUGUUUCCACCGCGACAGCUCUGAACCGUUCCGCAGACUUCGCCCAUCGCCUGGACUGCCAAACCGAAUCGGUAGAGCAUGCUGUGCACUGCCUCCGGCAAAUUGAAGCACAGACGUUAAUCGACGACAUCCCGGCCACCGGCAAUCUUUUUGAUUAUUAUUUCAUCCCGGUAGUGGAUGGAGAUUUUCUGACCAGAGAUCCAAUGUCCACUCUGCGAUACCAGCAGUUUAAAAAAACCAAUAUAAUGCUGGGAGUUACGGCAAACGAGGGCACAGCGUUCCUGAUGUACAUGUUUCCCGAACUCUUCCAACUGUACCAAGUCGAAAUGACAAUAAAGCGGUCGGAUUUCAAAGACGUCAUCUUUAAACUGUUUCCCAAUAUGAGCACCACUGCGACGGAGGCGCUGAUAUUCCAGUAUACUAACUGGAUAUCUCCGGAUGAAACCUCCAGUUUGGUUGAGAACCUGGAGAAAAUCAUAGGGGACAAGUGUAUUACCUGCGAGGUCAAUCAACUGGCGCAAGCGUACGCAGCCAGUGGCGCAGGCGUGUUCUUGUACGAAUUCUCCCAUCGGUCUAGUAAUUCGCCAUGGCCUCACUGGAUGGGAUCACAACACACUCACGAGAUGGAUUAUGUGUUUGGUCAUCCUCUAAACGAAAAACUGAAUUUCAGCUCGUCUGAGCAGAAUCUGGCGAAAAGCGUCAUGAGCUACUGGGCAAACUUUGCCAGAACCGGCAAUCCCAGUUUGCUUCCAAACGGGCAGUUUUCUAAGCGAUUCUGGCCGGUCUAUACUGCAAACGGCAAAGAAUAUCUGCAAAUUUUUGAAGACAGCCAAAAGGUCAGGCAUGGUCUCCGGGCGCAGUACUGUGCGUUUUGGAAGCAGUACCUUCCCCAUUUAACAAAAACGUUGCAGGAAAUGGAAGUGGCAGCCGUUGACGCCAGAGCUUCCUGUUCGAGUGGGCAGACAAAUCAUUACGAAGAGAGUAAAGUACAUGAGGCCGAACCUGAUGUACUAGAUGUGGACGACGAAUGGAAGAUAGAAUUCCAGGACUGGAAAAGAGACCAUGAUUUGUGGAAAACAGAGUUUGCAAAGUAUACAAAUACUCUGGAAGCGUCUCGUAAACUUCUGCAUAAAGCAAGUGAUCUGCAUCCAUGAACAAUUCUUACGGGAUUUUUUGUUUAUUUCCGAAUGUUUCUACGUUCAUCGGGACCGUUACACUGUCAAUUUCACUUAUAAAUGCAGUUACGCGU
Messenger RNA from Paramacrobiotus metropolitanus, 2285 nucleotides. RefSeq names its product acetylcholinesterase-like. The transcript is spliced from 6 exons. The record is from RefSeq and is a predicted model, not a curated record. NCBI's taxonomy places the organism in Eukaryota, Metazoa, Tardigrada, Eutardigrada, Parachela, Macrobiotidae. Gene Ontology annotation, biological process: choline metabolic process; acetylcholine catabolic process. Gene Ontology annotation, cellular component: plasma membrane. Gene Ontology annotation, molecular function: acetylcholinesterase activity. Bases 43 to 2190 code for a protein of 715 amino acids.